Messenger RNA from Suillus discolor, 877 nucleotides. RefSeq lists its product as uncharacterized. NCBI's taxonomy places the organism in Eukaryota, Fungi, Basidiomycota, Agaricomycetes, Boletales, Suillaceae. The record is from RefSeq and is a predicted model, not a curated record. The annotation marks the transcript as partial. The transcript has a single exon.
AUGACGCUGCAAUUUAUAAGGCGAGUAUUAAAUAUCAAAGGUAGGACUCCUUCAACCAGCUUCGCAUCUUACUCGCCUGUCAUGGACUCUAUCUCCAAAUUUCCGUUUGCCAACCUUCCAACCGAACUCGCCUGCCGCAUCCUCAGAUAUUCCGCACAAGCUACCUUUGACCAGACUGAAAGAUAUCAGGUCAAAAGUCCAUACUCCUCCGCACUCACACUUUGUCUCGUCUCCAAAACUGUCAGGCGCAUUGUGCUUCCCGAACUCCUACACACCAUAUUGCUGCCGAAAUCAGAAAACCUAAACAGGUUUCUCGAUGCUCUAUGUAUGCAGGAAGAGUACGCGGAGAUCCAAAAACAAAACGACCUCCGUUUGAAGCGCGGGGAGGAACAAAUACCAAACGACCUCUAUUUCCAGUAUGCGCCUCACAUACACAAGAUAUGGAUUGGGUGCAUCUACGACAAGAUCGUACCCAAUCACUUGCUCCAAUCAGACUAUGCAUCGGCGCGCAAGCUGACCAUCAGCGUCCUGACUCCAGUGUUGCUCGCUGCGCCGUCCAUUGCCCUUGGUUGGACAACUCUGAAGCUUUUUUCAGAAUCCCUGGAACACGCAUGGAAGUCCCGUGCAGACACAAAUGCCAACGACGAACAUUCACCGCCUCCUUGGAAGACGCAAACUCUGACGCUGUCGGGUGACACAGUCGUCAACUUCCCGUGGGAGCUCCUCACGAACACCCCUCAAGGAUCCGCUUUCAUUUCCUCGAUCUCUCGCCUCGUCUACGGGUCCUACACAACCACAUUCGACUACCAUUUUUUUGUAGCCAUGUCUCGUGACAGAUCUCGAGACUACCACCUACCUCCGUGGAUGAAGAGCUUUC